AAAAUACAAGAAACAAUGAACCCAACAUCGUCGCCAAAUCUCCCACCAACCUCGGAUCCCGCACUUUUGGAAGAUUGGGAAGAUCAAUUGGAUCCCAAAACUUUAGCCUCGAGCACGUACUCGGAUGAAUUUGAGGCAUUGAACCAGAUCCACGCGGAGGAUAUUGCGCGAAAGAACAAGGCCGGGGUAGUAAUCCAGCAUAGAUCCUGGCGACUGGGAGAUUCGUUCCCAAGCGAAGGGGAUUUGGAGCCAGGUAAAUUCUUCCCCUGCUCAUCGACGCGAACAUAUACUGAAAGGAGGCAUCUAGAAACCCCCCUACGCAGAAAAUCAACCUCCACCUACCUACCACCACCCCCUUCUUCCCCUCCCCUCUUCAAUAUGCCGUCUGCAUCCUCGCCCAUUGCAUACCCUCAAACUUCGUCUCCUCCUCCUGCAAAACGAUCACGACCGUCCGUAAAAGCUAUUAGGAAGCCCAAAGCCGUGGGAGGAUUCUUGAUUGAAGAUGAUUCGGACGAUGAUGAUUUCGUUCGCGCCGAACCAUCUCCUAAACGACGGAUGCUAGACUCAGCGAGACUACCUAGUCCAGAAAGUCAACAGAAUAUCAACAACGAUGGCAUUGACACGGAAACCCAUAAAGAAGGGUCCGGGAAAACAUCACUCCAAUCACUUCUUGGCUCCAUGGUUGGAGUGAACCCCGCCAUUGAGGAAGACAUUAUGGACGAGCCAAUGAUUGUCACACCAGAUUCCCAACCCAAAGAAGUUGAUGAGAUACCUGUUCUGCCAUCGUUCCUCGUCGGUCGACAAACCAAAGUUUCCGAUAUCGUAACGUGCUCUGGGAAUUCAAUUUCCUUACCACAGAGAAAGAAGUCGGCACCCGUGUCCUUUGAACAAUUAGUGGCAGCCAGAUCGAUAACGAAAGCUGGAAGAGCGAAGAAGAGCUACUAUGGAAUAGACAUUCAUAAUUUGAUAGACGAAGCCACCCGGGAGACACAAAAAGAACAAAAGAGAAGAGCAAACCUACCAAAGGAGGUUUUACCUUCAGUUGAACAGGCAGUAGGAAAAGCAAAACCACGUAGGACCUUGAUGUGGACCGAGAAAUAUCGAGCGAGGCAUUUCAUGGAGCUUGUGGGUGAUGAUAGAACACAUCGGCAAGUUCUUAAAUGGUUGAAGGCAUGGGAUCAUCUUGUCUUUCCAAAGGCCGGUAAAGCCAAAGUAAUGGCCUCGAAACGACCAGGUGAGGUCGAUGAUGAGAAGACUCACAGGAAAAUCUUACUUUUGACUGGACCUCCAGGAUUGGGAAAGACGACAUUAGCUCACAUUUGUGCAAGACAAGCCGGAUACGAGGUAAUGGAAAUCAACGCAAGCGAUGAGAGGAGUAAGGAUGUCGUCAAAGGAAGAAUCAGAACUAGCGUUGGAACGGAGAGUGUUAAGACCGGAUCGACAGUUACUUUAAAAAAUGGUCAUGUUCAGAAGAUUGCCCACCCGUUAUGCGUUGUGGUGGAUGAGGUUGAUGGUGUUGUUGGAGGCUCUGGAGGAUCUGGCGAAGGUGGUUUCGUCAAAGCGUUAAUUGACCUCAUUCAACUUGAUCAGAAGAAUUCAUCUGGAAUUAAUCCAAACCCAGGUUAUGCACGGAAGAAGAAAAAGGGCGAUGAUUUCAGGCUUAUGCGACCGCUAAUUUUGAUUUGUAAUGAUGUUUACCAUCCAUCCCUUCGACCCCUUCGCCACUCGAAUUUAGCCGAAAUCAUACACGUUCGAAAACCACCUUUGGAUGCAGUCAUUGCUCGUAUGAAGUCGGUUUUUGAGAAAGAGGGCGUUUCCGCUGACAAUGAUGCCGUUCGAAGAUUAUGUGAAGCUACGUGGGGAGUAAGUGCUAACGAAUCCCGAAAAGGGCGAGGAGGCACAGGAGAAGGAGAUCUAAGAGGAAUUAUGAUUGUCGGAGAAUGGGCGGCAGGAAAAUUGAAAGCAGCGAGUAAAGAUGGCAAGGCUCGACUGACGAAGAAAUGGGUUGAACAAAAUAUGACCUCAGAUCUAUCGCAUGGUGGUGGAGGAGCAAGAGGUGUUGGAAGGGGAGGUGCCAAGGAAGUUGUUAACCGAGUUUUCUUGGAGGGUGCAGGAUUCCCCAAACCCUCACAAUAUGAUCCGUCGCCUGGUAUUUCCAAUGAGCUGCCAAAAUCACAACUUGGCGUUGCCGAACUAGCUAAGAAGGCUGGAAUGGAUAGAUUGAGAGAAAUGGUCGAUACAAGCGGCGACAUAGACCGCAUCGUCACCGAUAUCUGGUCGCAAUAUCCCACUCAGCCUUUUAAUGAUGACUCGAUAUUAUCGAAACCCGAUGCUGCAUAUGAAUGGUUACAUUUCCACGACACAUGUUCUUCGCGAGUAUUUACUCAACAAGCAUUCGAACUAGCUCCAUACCUCAGUCAGCCAAUUCUUGCCUGCCAUCAUCUCUUCUCCUCACCUGCACGUCAUUACUUCGGAGGCGGCAACGAGACCAAAAAAUGGGGCGAGGAGGAAGAAAUGGAGGAUAUUAUUCCAUUUUCUGGUCCUCGGGCAGAUUACGAAGCAUUCGAAGCGGAGAAAAGUAACCGAGCUACCAUUCUCGCUCUACAGGCAAGUCUCAACCCGACUCUUCUAAGAAGUUUCCGAAGCCCCGAAGAUAUCGCGAUGGAUCUCCUACCGUCGCUUGUCAGGAUCAUUACUCCAGAGGUCAAACCCAUUAUCGUUGGUGGCAGUGGUGAACAGAAAGGCAUUACAAGUGUAAAGAAAGAAAGUGAGAAGGCGAUGGUGAAAAGGGCUGUAGAUGUAAUGGGUGAUAUCGGUGUGCUUUUUGAACGAGGUAAACUGGAGGGUGACUUUGGAAAUCGAGCUACUCAAUGGGUUUACCGUAUGGAACCGUAAGUUUUCGAUUCCUUCUAUGAUGGGAGGUAUGGUAAGCUUACUAACUCUUUUCAGACCUCUCGACAUGUUGGUCACCUUCGAGACAACCCCAAGCGCCUCCUCGGCACCAGCACCCGUCCGCUACGCCGUGCGGCAAGUCCUGGACCAAGAAUACCAGAAGAAUAUCAUCGUCCGUGAGAACGCUGCGCGUCAAUCUCGGUAUAGAGCGGGUAAUCUCAACGACGACACGGAUUUCUCGUUCACCAAGUCAAAAGAAGAGAAAGGUCAGCAUCAGCAUGCUACAGAGAGGGUCCUCGGUCCUACGAAGGAUUUCUUUGGGAGGCUGGUGGUGGAACAUCCUACUGCUUCCCAGGAGGACGAUGGAAAUCCGGAGUUGGACAGAAAAAAGGGGAAGGGGAAGGGGAAGAUGGGGGAAGGUGGUAAGAUUUGGGUUACGUACCAUGAGGGGUUUUCUAAUGCGGUUAGGAAGCCGCUUACUGUUGAGGAGUUAUUGAGGGGGCUUUAGUGUUGAUGUAUGAGUUCUGUGGAUCCCCAGGUAGUCGUUGGACUUGGAUAAUUAAUGAGGAAUGAUCACUGUACGAAUGAAUGUCGC
Molecule: messenger RNA, 3487 nt
Organism: Hymenoscyphus albidus
Lineage: Eukaryota; Fungi; Ascomycota; Leotiomycetes; Helotiales; Helotiaceae
Source: the annotation of a GenBank genome assembly